Bactrocera tryoni is the source of this 2610-nucleotide messenger RNA. Its product is annotated as zinc finger protein 271. Gene Ontology annotation, cellular component: nucleus. Gene Ontology annotation, biological process: regulation of DNA-templated transcription. Gene Ontology annotation, molecular function: DNA-binding transcription factor activity, RNA polymerase II-specific; RNA polymerase II cis-regulatory region sequence-specific DNA binding; zinc ion binding. The transcript has 4 exons. The record is from RefSeq and is a predicted model, not a curated record. NCBI's taxonomy places the organism in Eukaryota, Metazoa, Arthropoda, Insecta, Diptera, Tephritidae. Bases 51 to 2558 code for a protein of 835 amino acids.
CGCCACGAAAUCUCUUAAAGCCUCUUAAUUUGUUUAUUUUUCUAGUUGAAAUGGCGAUGGAUCUUGAGAAAAUCUGUCGAACUUGUUUGGGUCUUGGUGGUCCAUUACUUUCUAUAUAUGAUGGUGGUGGAGGCGGUGGAUGUAUCGCUGACAUGCUACGAGAUUUUACCAAAACCAAGCCACGACGAGAAGAUAAACUGCCCGAAAGGGUUUGUUUAUCUUGUAUUAGCGAGAUUAAUCGUUGCUACUCAUUUAAGUUGAAAUGUGAGAACUCGUGCAGAACACUGAGGCAACUGGUACCUGAUGCGCCUCCAGAAGAAUCGGAAAAGGAGUUAUCAAAAGCAAAGGUAGUACAAGUUAAUAAGUGUGUGCAAACGAAUGCUGAUGUGCCGAAACAACUUACUACUGUUCAUACACAAACAAAAGAAAACGUGGUUUCCCAGACUAACCGGUAUGUGCAAACGACACCAAUAUGUAAUAUAACACAUAACAAAUCAACGUCCCCUAUAAGUGUGAAACCAAAUAAUACGUUAAGAUUUGAUAAAAUAAAAUUGGAAAAAACUUUAGGAGUUGAAUUUGGCGAAGAAAUUGAAAUUGUCGAAAGUAGUAAACUUCAGCGCCGAAAUAAUGUGCAACACACUUUAGCACUCAAGCGCCGACGAAUAGAUGAAUGCUACGAAGAGGUUGGGGAAGAUGGAGAAGAAAUUAUAAUGGAAUUGCAUACAGAUGAUCCGGAUAUUGUUGAUAAUUCAGAAGGAAUUACAUUAUAUUCGGCACUGAAUGCCGCCGUACAGGAUACAGAAGAAGUUAACGAUGAUACAACCACGUAUUAUCAGCUUACCCAUUCACAAUCAGAAAAUGAAAGCGAAAGCGGAAACGUUGCAAAUAAUGAGAAUAUCAUUAGCGAAACGAAUCAAUUGCGAGAUUGUGAUGAAGAAUUUGAUGAAGACGGUGUUUAUGCACGAUUUAUAUACACCGCAGAAGAAAAUGAGGCAUUUAAUACUGGCGAUGGGAAUACGCAAUCCGAGGAUUACAAUUUCACAAUUUUUAAAAAUGAUACUGGCGAAGCUGAAGUCUUAGCAAAGUCCACAGUGACAACGCGAUCAUCAUCAAAAGCGACUGAAGGAAAAAAUGUUCGUGUGCUUAAAGAGGAGUUAAAGUGUUGUUAUUGUCCGAUGACAUUUGUUAGUUCUAAGCGCUUAGCACGGCAUGAAUUAAAGCGACAUGCGAGUGAACAAACACGCAAAGAAAAUGAUUCCAUCUCUGAACAGGAACCAUCUAAGUCAAAAGGCAGUUUAGAAAAUUCGGAAAUGAAGAAUGAUCAUAAUGAAGAUAAAAAUUUAAUCAUAGCCGAACCGACACCUAUAAAGACCACAAUCUCAAGUACGUUGCAACCGAUUGUACAGAAGACACAACCGGCUAAAUUGAUUCACUUCUGUGAGACUUGUGGAGCCGGUUUUGCGCUAAGAAGAUCGCUAGUUCAUCACAAAAAGCAAAAUCUUUGCAAUAAAAUAACCUUUGAUUGCGACAAGUGCCGACGUGUUUUCAUUUCGGAAGAGACAUUGAAGGAACACCUACUAACACAUUUGCAAGAUCAUGAGUGCACCGAAUGUGGCAAGCAGUUUGGCACAAAUGAUGAACUCGGUCAACAUAUGGUAGACGAGCAUAAACGUAAUUUACGGAAUCAAUGCCCCAUUUGCAAAAAAGUUUUUACCAUACUAUCCGCACUAAAAGAUCAUUUGCGUGUGCAUAGCGGUGAAAAGCCGUUUGUAUGCGACAUAUGCAACAAAGCGUUUAGCCAAAAGACGAACUUGAAGCAGCAUAUAAUGCGACAUUCCAAGGAAAAGAAAUUCAAAUGCGAUGAGUGUGCGAGGACUUUUGUUACUAAGGGCGAACUAUGCUCACAUAGGCGUACACAUACCGGUGAACAUCCAUUCCGCUGCGAAGAAUGCUUGGCUACAUUCACAAUAUCAAGUUCGUUGGUGAAGCACAAACGUAUACAUACUGGUGAACGACCAUACGCAUGCGAUCUGUGCCCGAAACGUUUUACGUCAUCAUUUACGCUAAAAAAUCAUAGACGCACUCAUACCGGUGAAAAACCGUUCAAGUGUCGCUGGUGCAGCAAAACAUUUACACAGAAACAGGAUUGCGUUAUUCAUCAUCGUACGCAUACUGGUGAACGAAAUCAUUGGUGUCAUGUGUGUGGCGAGAAAUUUACACAUUUGGGUACAUUACGUACGCACAUGAAAACACAUGAGGCGAAAGAUGUCGAUGGUGUACCGAAAACUGCUGGCCGAGGAAAAAGGGUUUCGACACGUAGCAUGCUCAAUACUUCUAAAAGAGAUAGUAUUGAUGGUUCAGCUUACAACAUCACCAUAUUGGAUGUUGAAGAAGACGAUGGUGAUGCUGAUGGUGAUGUCGAUGAAGACACAACUACAGUUGUAACGGUGGCUCGUGAGGAUAUGGAACGUCUGGUGGCAGGUGGAACGCUAAGACGUAGUGAAGAAGCUACUGUCGGGGAGGAAAAACUUGUUCAACUAGCUAUUGAGGAAGUUUAACAAGACAUAAAAAAAUAAAGUAAUAAUAAAUACAUAAAUAAAAAAUUCUUAA